Messenger RNA from Aureobasidium uvarum, 1128 nucleotides. Lineage: Eukaryota; Fungi; Ascomycota; Dothideomycetes; Dothideales; Saccotheciaceae. The record is from the annotation of a GenBank genome assembly.
AUGAACACCUCGCCACUGUCCCGCUUGCCGCUUGAACUCCAUGAACAAAUCUUUGACUACACCAUGGCCACAAACGUCCAGCACAUCAACGACUGCGGUAGGGAGUAUAAUUCUGGCGUGCUUACAAAAUCGAUGAUGACGGAACUUACUCGCCGUCAUGCAUUUAUGGCUACCUGCCGCGAGCUUCAAGGUCUGGGUCUACGUCUCUGUCUGCGGCUUACAGAGUUCAUCUGGGACUGUUCUUCAGAGCAAACAUCACGGAAUAUAAUGAAGGCGAUUGAUACGCGGGUUUGGGACGGUGGAGCGAUAUUCCACACUUUACCAGAUUUACAGACUCAAGGCUGUGUCAGCAGUAUCCGUGGUGCAGGCGCUGUCAGCUCAGACGAUUAUCUGCACCGCGAAAGCUGGAAAGUGAAGGGACCGUCUUUUGCUAAGGUAUAUGCGAAUUGGGUCGAUAAACCUCUCGAAGUCCUGAUCAUGUAUCAAAGGGCCGCGUGUAUCACCUGCCGCCUGCGCACUGAACAACACCAGAGAGAGCUUGAUCAUCACCAACUGUUCUAUCGGCACAGCUACCGUUUACAAACCUUCACCGACGGCAAUGCUGCCAGACCAAUCAAGAAAGCCUUGAGAGGUACUUGGAAGCGUGACACGAUAAGUUUGACUAUCAACAUGCUGAACGAAGCAACCUCUCUCCAACGAAUGGAAGCAGUCAUGUCACUGCUCGACAGCGAACACCACAAAAAGGUCCAAGCCAUUAAGAAAGAAAUUGAGAAGGAAGUGCAAUUAUACGCAGAAAACGGUGAUGUUGACUUUGGCGACGUACGGCCUAUGUAUGAGCAGUUCGUCCACGAUAUGAACCUCAAAUACUCUCUGUGGAGGCAGCGAGUGAAAAAAUUCCACGAAGGAUUGAUCAAAGUGAUCAUGCUGAGUUACCGAGCGGACUAUCAUGCGCUCGCGGACGCCUUGUUUGAGAUGCGGCACGACUUCGAGCAGAUGUUACCUCAUGAAUACACUGGCGACCAGGUCGUCAACUCCGUCGUGGAACUAGUAAGGGCAACCACACUUCAGAAGAUGGAGCCAAGGUACCGUAUCGAAUCGGACCUAUGGCUCGACUCACGCAACUCGUGA